AUGGUGCACAUAGCGUUCCAAGGUAUUCAAGCCUACCCCUUUAUAAAGCGAAGUUCUAUACUGCAUUUCUCACAUAACCUCAUUUCAUUUCAUUACAUACAUAUAGAGCUAUCUAACAUGAAAACACCCAUGAAAUCUUUCGUUGCAACUUUUUUUUUCAUUCUGGUUGUGUGUGAUGUGUCUCUAGCAAGAACAGAGAAAAGCCAGAAUGAUAAGAUUACUUACAUAGUACAUGUUGCCAAAUCCAUGAUGCCUACAAGCUUCGACCACCAUUCAAUCUGGUACAAAUCAAUUCUUAAGUCGGUGUCCAAUUCAGCUGAAAUGUUAUACACCUAUGAUAAUACAAUUAAUGGAUUCUCGACAAGUCUGACGCUCGAAGAACUUCGGUUACUAAAGAGCCAAAUUGAGAUUCUAAAGGUGACACCAGAUCAACAGUACAAACUCCUUACAACUCGUACACCAGAAUUCCUUGGGCUCGAUAAAAUUGCUAGUAUGUUCCCCACAACAAAUAACAGCAGUGACGUAGUUGUGGGACUCCUUGAUACAGGUGUUUGGCCUGAAAGUAAGAGCUUUGAUGAUACAGGCUAUGGGCCAAUCCCCCGUAGUUGGAAAGGAAAAUGUGAAACAGGUACCAAUUUCACAACCUCAAAUUGUAAUAAGAAAUUGAUUGGUGCCAGGUUCUAUUCAAAAGGCAUCGAGGCAUCUACAGGAUCGAUUGAUGAAACCAUCCAGUCUAGAUCCCCCCGAGAUGAUGACGGCCAUGGAACCCACACAGCGAGCACAGCUGCAGGAUCUCCAGUGAGCAACGCAAAUCUUUUUGGCUACGCUAAUGGGACUGCUCGUGGAAUGGCUGCUGGUGCUAGAGUUGCUGUUUAUAAGGUUUGUUGGAAAGAAGCUUGUAGCAUUUCUGAUAUACUAGCUGCAAUGGACCAGGCCAUUGCCGACAAUGUCAAUGUUCUUUCGUUGUCUCUUGGAGGUGGAUCAAUUGAUUACUUUGAGGACAACCUCGCAAUUGGAGCAUUUGCAGCAAUGGAGCAUGGGAUUCUAGUUUCAUGUGCUGCAGGAAACUCUGGUCCUAAUCCUUUGAGUGUUACAAACGUAGCACCUUGGAUUACAACUGUUGGAGCUGGCACCCUCGAUCGAGAUUUCCCUGCAUACAUUAGUCUUGGAAAUGGAAAAAAAUAUCCAGGUGUGUCCCUUUCUAAAGGAAAUUCUUUGCCCGAUACUCCCGUACCAUUCAUAUAUGCAGGAAAUGCAAGCAUCAAUGGCCUAGGUACUGGUACAUGCAUUUCGGGUAGCUUGGAUCCAAAAAAAGUUUCAGGAAAGAUUGUGUUAUGUGAUCGUGGAGAGAGCUCUAGGACAGAAAAAGGAAACACAGUAAAGUCUGCCGGUGGUUUGGGCAUGGUGUUAGCUAACGUUGAGAGUGAUGGAGAAGAACCCGUGGCAGAUGCCCAUAUUUUGCCUGCAACUGCCGUGGGCUUCAAAGAUGGUGAAGCUAUCAAGAAAUACUUAUUUUUUGAUCCAAAACCAACUGCCACAAUUUUGUUUAAAGGAACAAAGCUCGGGGUUGAGCCGUCACCUAUUGUUGCAGAAUUCAGCUCACGAGGCCCCAAUUCAUUAACACCACAAAUAUUGAAGCCUGAUUUUAUUGCUCCAGGUGUUAACAUCUUAGCAGCAUAUACAAGGAAUGCGAGCCCCACAGGGUUGGAUUCAGAUCCUAGGCGUGUAGAUUUCAACAUUAUCUCAGGCACAUCCAUGUCAUGCCCUCAUGCAAGUGGAUUAGCAGCUUUGAUUAAGUCAGUUCAUCCAGACUGGAGCCCAGCUGCCAUUAGAUCUGCUUUGAUGACAACAACUUAUACGGCUUACAAGAACAAUAAGACAUUAUUGGACGGUGCUAACAAAAAGCCAGCGACUCCGUUUGAUUUUGGUGCAGGACACGUCAACCCUAUUUUUGCGCUAAAUCCUGGACUUGUCUAUGAUUUGACAGUGGAUGACUAUUUGAGCUUCCUUUGUGCAUUGAACUACUCAGCUGAUAAAAUUGAAAUGGUGGCAAGGAGAAAGUACACAUGUGACCCAAAGAAACAAUAUAGUGUAACAAACCUUAACUACCCUUCCUUUGCAGUAGUUUUUGAGGGUGAGCAUGGUGUAGAGGAGAUCAAACACACACGAACUCUUACCAAUGUGGGUGCAGAAGGAACGUACAAGGUAUCUAUCAAGUCAGAUGCUCCAUCCAUCAAGAUAUCAGUUGAACCAGAAGUGUUAAGUUUUAAGAAAAAUGAGAAGAAGUCGUACAUAAUUACAUUUUCGUCAUCAGGUUCAAAACCAAAUAGCACUCAAAGUUUUGGAAGUUUGGAAUGGUCUGACGGAAAAACUGUUGUAAGAAGUCCUAUUGUGUUUAGUUGGAAAUUAUAAUGAAAUCUCCAAGAAUGUUUUAGUGUUAUGAUUAUAUAAUAAAUAUAAUAAAAUA
Molecule: messenger RNA, 2467 nt
Organism: Medicago truncatula (barrel medic)
Lineage: Eukaryota; Viridiplantae; Streptophyta; Magnoliopsida; Fabales; Fabaceae
Product: subtilisin-like protease SBT1.7
Exons: 2
Coding region: 1-2412 (803 amino acids)
Biological process (GO): proteolysis
Molecular function (GO): serine-type endopeptidase activity
Source: RefSeq, a predicted model, not a curated record